AUGUCUGGUCUCGAAGCGCUAGGGGCUGCAGCAAGCAUCAUCGGCGUGGUCGGCGCGCUUAAAACAUGUAUAGACCUGCUCGACAUCAUUUCGACUGCAAGGGGUGCUGAUCUAGAGCUGGAGCAUCUGCUGGUCCAUUUGCAAUGGCAGCGCAUAAGGUUUUACUGCUGGGUCCAGGAAACCGGGUUCACCGAGGCGAUCAUUCAGGACGACGAAAGACCAGCCAUGCAGGCUUCGGAUAUGUUGGAGUUUAUCCAGGACGAUUUUCGCCGGGGACACAUUCUUUCCCACAUCCAAAGUGGUGGGGGGAGAGAGGCAGCACAGCCGAAGCUUGGCCUCUGGGCCAGGAUUCGGUGGGCUUCAUGCGAUGGAAAGCAGCUGACUCACCUAGUUGAUACACUUCGAAAGUACAACACCGAGUUAGCUGAUUUGCUGCCCUUCUAUCGCAUGGCUCGGUUUGAACGACGGAUUGGUCGAGUGUUAGUGACCACCCGCCAGCUGGCUGCCAGCUUGGCUGACAUUAGCUCAAAGAUUAACACUACGAGUGAUAUCGGCACUGGACAAUUUGGUCGACAGUAUAGCCUCAUGGCACAGUUACUUGAGAGCAAACACCAAACAGAAGUUUUAGAGAGAGACCAGCCAAAGCCGGUAGAUAUGAGCAAUAACGAACAUGUAGAGGCUCUCACGUUGGCCCCGACCAUUGCAGCAUCGCAAGCAUCCCUGAAUCUCCGAGCGUCUGAGGUUCGAUUUGGCAGACGGGGGACUGAAGGUUUUCGCACUCGAGAAUUUGGUUCCAGGGAGACCUCCCCAUUAAUAAUCGAAUGGCGCCAUUAUUCAUCAGAAGAAACACAAGAAACCCGAUCCAGCAUCGACAUUCACGUUCACAUGCUCGCCAUGCAGCUCCAACAGCUCUCUGCUCUACAUCAUACUGGUGUCUUGCCAUGUCUGGGUUAUUUUCAUGAUCCGAAGUGUUACCGUUACGGAAUCGCCUUCCAUUACCCAAGGGGCGACAGCGCGGCAUCGCCGACCUCCCUAGCGGAUAGACUCAAUCAAGACCAGCCACGGCGCAUCCGCAGAGACCUAGGAGACCGUCUCCGUGCCGCGCACAGCCUCACCGGAACUGUAUACCAGAUGCUCUCUGUGAACUGGCUUCACAAAAGUAUUUCCAGCAGCAAUGUACUGCUGUUUGAGGUUGAGAGGGAUUCUUAUACAGUUGAGACGCCUUUCCUGUGCGGGUUCGAUCUUACGCGACGAGAUAACGACAUGGAACCAUCUGGGAAGCUUCCUUCUAUCUAUCUUAACAACUUCCCAUCCCUCAACGAGCGUCUCUACUGGCAUCCGACCAGGACCGCAGCAGUGCCUGAUUUAACUGCGAGCGCAGUGGGAUACACUCUUCCACUAACAAGGUACCGAAGGGAAUUCGAUAUCUAUAGCCUUGGAGUGGUUCUCCUAGAAAUUGGUCUGUGGUACCCCAUUAAGCGAAUUUUCAAAGAUUGCCAGACGGAGGAUCUCGGGGUCUUUUCUGAACAAUUAAAGGCUAAAUAUGUACCGGAGCUCAGAGGGCGCAUGGGAAGAGUCUACGCAGAUGUUGUCGUCAACUGUCUGAAAGGGAAUUUUGGCGAGGGCUACAUUCCACUCCACGAUGGAUCGGAAUCCAGUGCUGAGGAUGAUAAGGAACUCCGAAGACGGCGGUUUCUGGAAGAUUUUGAGCGAAAAAGUUGUCUGCAUGAUAGAGACACCUGUAGGUUGAUUCCUGACACAGCCGAAUGA
Molecule: messenger RNA, 1770 nt
Organism: Fusarium oxysporum Fo47
Lineage: Eukaryota; Fungi; Ascomycota; Sordariomycetes; Hypocreales; Nectriaceae
Exons: 2
Coding region: 1-1770 (589 amino acids)
Biological process (GO): protein phosphorylation
Molecular function (GO): ATP binding; protein kinase activity
Source: RefSeq, a predicted model, not a curated record